CUUCCUGAUGGUGAUUUAAAUCCCUCGCCUUCUGAGACACCGAUUAUGAUGCUUGUCCCACCCUACCCAUGUGGUGACUUGGACAGCAGUCGCAGGUUGCGAACCGACCAUUCGUUCCUGCCUCAACACCGUCAUAAACAUGGGUGCCCGACUCUCUGAUGGCGGGGUCGGGUAUCAAGUGCUUUACUCCGACCGUCCAGCUUCUAUCGGAUAGCUAUCGGGUAUCGGAUACUGGGCUACGUCUUUUCUGACCCAUCAACAACCUUCCGCGCGUUCCCGGCUUCCAUAUGUGGCCUUCUUCGAUAUCUCCCUAAUCCUUUCUCUGACCUCAAAGAACUCUCCACUGUUGAAAACAAGAACCCAAUAUGAAUCGCGGCAUCUCUGGAUCUCCAAACUUUUUGCUUUGGAUAUUCCUGCUUUUGUUUGGUUUUUGUCUAUCUGGCCAUGCGCAGCAACCUGAUGCCGCUCACGAUAUCGACAGCGGUGUCGACGACUCUGCUCUUUGGCACACGUACAGCGACAAGACCCACGUCUACAAGUUCAAUGUCUCUUGGGUGGUGGCCAGCCCUGACGACCCUGAUGCCGAUGAGAAUUCGACCAAGCCAGUCAUUGGCAUCAAUGGUAAAUGGCCUUUGCCUGUGAUGGAAGCCACAGUUGGGGACCGCGUCAUUGUCCAUCUUCUCAACCUGCUGGAGACUGAGCCUACGUCUCUUCACUUUCACGGUCUGUAUCUACGGAAUGAGACACACAUGGACGGUCCGGUUCAUGUGUCUCAGUGCACGAUCCCACCUGGCUCAAGCUUCACAUACAACUUCACUGUUAACGAGCCCGGCAUCUACUGGUAUCACUCACAUGUCCAUGGGCAGUAUCCAGAUGGCUUGCGAGGGCCCCUUAUCAUUCACGACCCGGAUGACCCUUUUGCGGACAAGUACAGCGAGACUCGGCUUCUUACAGUCUCAGACUGGUACCUCGACAAGAUGCCAGACCUUAUCGCCCGGUUCAUGAGCAAGGCCAACCCAACAGGAGCAGAGCCCGUACCGGAUUUGGGUUUAUUCAACGACGAGAUUGAUGCAAGCAUCAUGGUCAGUCCUAAGACGACAUAUCGUUUUGAUGUGAUCAACAUGGGCGCUUUUGCCAGUGUCUACCUCUGGUUCGAGGGGCACAACAUGACCAUCAUCAUGAUUGAUGGUAUUUAUACCCACCCGGUGGAAGCAAACAUGAUAUACGUAACUCCUGGUCAACGUUACAGCUUCCUCAUCACCACCAAGGCAGACGGCUCGGCAAACUUUCCAUUUGUUGGCAGCAUGGAUCUGUCUUUCAACCCCAAUAUAACCGGGUGGCUGAUCUACGACGAAGACAACAACUGGCCAGAUGCGGCCAAGCUGGACGGUUCUUUCAAUCCUGUUGAUGACUUUGAUUUGACACCGUUAGAUGAUCAGCCUCUCUUUGGUGAACCAAAUCAAGUUGUGCAGUUGGAUGUGAUGAUGGACAAUCUUGGUGACGGAGCCAACUAUGCAUUCUUCAACAACAUAACAUAUGUUGCUCCCAAGGUUCCCACCCUUUACACCGUCAUGAGUUCUCAAGAUCUAGCAACCAACCCGGUGGUUUACGGCACCUACACUCAUAGCACUGUUCUCCAAAAGGAUGACAUUGUGGAGAUCGUGCUGAACAACCUCGAUCCGGGAAUCCACCCAUUCCACCUCCACGGCCACGAUUUUCAGGUCGUCUGGCGCUCUGAAGACGAUGCAGGAACAUUUCAAGAUUCAGGCAUCACAUUAUCGGACUUCGCACGUGUGCCCAUGAGAAGGGAUACUGUUUUCGUACACCCUAAUGGGAACUUGGUUCUACGCUUCAAAGCCGACAACCCAGGUGUAUGGCUUUUCCAUUGCCACAUAGAGUGGCAUGUGCAAUCUGGACUCAUGGCAACCUUUGUUGAAGCGCCUCUCGAAAUUCAACAGUCCCUCACCAUUCCUCCCGAUCAUCUUGACGUCUGCAAGAAGAUGGGAGUGCCCACAGGAGGAAAUGCUGCCGGAAAUUCUGAGGAUUUUUUGAACCUAGAUGGGGAGAAUGCACCGCCCAAUCGGUUGCCUGACGGGUUUACCGGUCCAGGCAUCGCCGCCCUGGUCUUUAGCUGCCUAACAGGUAUACUGGGCGUGAUGACGAUCGCGUGGUAUGGCUUUGCCGAGGGGGUUAAUGACGGAGAGGACAAGAAGGUCCGCAUUGAGGGUCAACAAGACGGAGCUGGGGAUGUCAAGCUGAGGGACAUGCCGUCCGGUUCGACAUUGGUGAAUGAUCAGCGUGUGCAUAAGUUGCGUAGAAACGAGACUCGUGCCAAGCUCAGGGGAGACGGAUUACGAGUUUGAUGGGGCCAUCCAUAUGAUAUUUGAUGGCACACGAGUGGAAUCGGGACUUGAUUUGUAUCAUAAGGGCUGUUUUUUAUGCCAUGUUGCCUCAUAGUCCGAUAGCUUGCUUCCAUUUGGUUUGGGGAUGCCAGAAGAUUGGACUUUUCCUGAGGUUAUUCGGCAGUUCUGAGUAGCUAUCAAUCGGAGGGAUUAUACCAAGAAGGCAUGUUCGCCGA
Molecule: messenger RNA, 2578 nt
Organism: Podospora pseudocomata
Lineage: Eukaryota; Fungi; Ascomycota; Sordariomycetes; Sordariales; Podosporaceae
Gene: FET3
Product: Canonical ferroxidase FET3-like protein
Exons: 5
Coding region: 366-2363 (665 amino acids)
Biological process (GO): reductive iron assimilation; cellular response to iron ion starvation
Cellular component (GO): high-affinity iron permease complex
Molecular function (GO): ferroxidase activity; copper ion binding
Source: RefSeq, a predicted model, not a curated record